AUGUACGUAGUGAAGCGCGACGGGAAGCAGGAAACUGUUCACUUCGACAAAAUCACAGCGCGGCUGAAGAAGCUUAGCUAUGGGCUUAGCAGCGAUCACUGCGACCCUGUCCUCGUCGCUCAGAAAGUCUGUGCCGGUGUUUACAAAGGCGUCACCACCAGCCAACUCGACGAGUUAGCCGCCGAGACUGCUGCUGCUAUGACCGCUAACCACCCUGAUUACGCCUCCCUGGCUGCAAGGAUUGCUGUCUCCAAUCUCCACAAGAACACUAAGAAAUCAUUUUCCGAGACGAUUGAGGACAUGUACAGACAUGUCAACGAGAGAUCUGGACUUAAGGCUCCUCUAAUUGCAGACGAUGUAUAUCAGAUCAUUACGAAGAAUGCUAGUCGUCUGGACAGUGAGAUCAUCUAUGAUCGCGAUUUUGAGUAUGAUUACUUCGGAUUCAAAACGCUUGAGAGAUCAUACCUCUUGAAGGUCCAUGGAAAAGUGGUUGAGAGGCCACAACAUAUGCUCAUGAGGGUUUCUGUUGGCAUUCACAAGGAGGAUAUUGAUUCCGCAAUCCAAACUUACCAUUUGAUGUCUCAGCGAUGGUUCACUCAUGCAUCUCCUACUCUAUUCAACUCAGGAACGCCACGAGCUCAAUUGAGCAGCUGCUUUCUCAUCUGCAUGAAGGAUGAUAGUAUCGAGGGAAUAUAUGACACGUUGAAAGAGUGUGCUGUUAUAAGUAAAUCAGCUGGGGGUAUUGGUGUUUCUGUUCACAAUAUCCGCGCUACUGGAAGUUACAUUCGUGGCACAAAUGGAGCAUCUAAUGGUAUUGUUCCAAUGCUGCGGGUGUUCAAUGAUACUGCUCGUUAUGUAGAUCAAGGAGGUGGCAAGAGGAAAGGAGCCUUUGCUGUAUACCUGGAGCCAUGGCAUGCUGACAUUUUUGACUUUCUGGAACUCCGUAAGAAUCAUGGAAAGGAGGAACACAGGGCUAGAGACUUGUUUUAUGGUCUUUGGAUACCGGAUCUUUUUAUGGAGAGAGUCCAGAGUGAUGGACAUUGGUCACUGUUUUGUCCCAACGAAGCUCCAGGUUUGGCUGAUUGUUGGGGUGCAGAAUUUGAGAACUUGUACACUAAGUACGAGAAGGAGGGUAAGGCUAAGAAGGUUGUCCAGGCACAGCAGCUUUGGUACGAGAUUUUGACAUCCCAAGUAGAAACAGGGACACCUUAUAUGCUUUUCAAGGAUUCAUGUAACAGGAAAAGCAAUCAGCAAAAUCUUGGUACCAUAAAGUCUUCCAAUUUAUGCACUGAAAUCAUCGAAUACACUAGUCCAACAGAAACUGCUGUGUGCAAUCUCGCCUCUAUCGCUUUACCCCGAUUCGUAAGAGAGAAGGAUGUUCCCUUGGCCUCACAUCCAUCUAAGAUUGUAGGCAGUUUGGGCUCAAAGAAUCGUUAUUUUGAUUUCGAUAAGCUAGCAGAGGUGACUGCAACAGUUACUGUUAAUCUUAAUAAGAUAAUAGAUGUGAAUUACUAUCCUGUGGAGACUGCCAAAACUUCAAACAUGCGUCAUAGGCCUAUCGGUAUUGGUGUGCAAGGACUUGCCGAUGCAUUUAUCCUUCUUGGAAUGCCGUUUGAUUCUCCUGAGGCUCAACAACUGAACAAAGACAUAUUUGAAACCAUGUACUACCAUGCUCUCAAGUCAUCUUCAGAGAUUGCUACCAGGGAAGGUACAUAUGAGACAUACCAAGGAAGUCCCGUGAGCAAGGGAAUUCUUCAACCUGAUAUGUGGAAUGUAGUUCCUUCGGACCGCUGGGACUGGGCUGCACUCAGGGAUAUGAUUUCAAAGAAUGGUAUCAGAAAUUCUCUUUUGGUGGCACCAAUGCCAACUGCUUCCACCAGCCAGAUCCUUGGGAAUAAUGAAUGUUUUGAACCGUAUACCUCAAACAUUUAUAGUCGUAGAGUCUUGAGUGGUGAAUUCGUAGUAGUGAACAAGCAUCUUCUUCACGAUUUGACUGAUAUGGGACUCUGGUCUCCUACGCUGAAGAACAAGAUAAUAUACGAGAAUGGUUCUAUUGUAAACGCCCCGGAGAUACCCGAUGACCUGAAAGCAAUUUACAGGACUGUCUGGGAGAUAAAACAGAGAACAGUGGUUGACAUGGCCGUUGAUCGUGGUUGCUUUAUAGAUCAAAGUCAAAGUCUGAAUAUACACAUGGACAAACCCAACUUUGCAAAACUCACUUCUUUACACUUCCACACUUGGAAAAAGGGAUUGAAAACGGGAAUGUACUACCUGCGAUCACGUGCUGCAGCAGAUGCGAUAAAGUUCACAGUAGACACUGGAAUGCUAAAGUUGAAGCCUAAUGCAUCUGAAGACGGAGAAGGAACAGAAGAAGGAGAAGAAGAAGACAGCGAGGCGAAGAUGGCGCAGAUGGUUUGCUCCUUGACAAACCCUGAGGAGUGUCUCUCCUGUGGAAGUUAA
This is a messenger RNA of Microthlaspi erraticum, 2460 nucleotides long. NCBI's taxonomy places the organism in Eukaryota, Viridiplantae, Streptophyta, Magnoliopsida, Brassicales, Brassicaceae. The record is from the annotation of a GenBank genome assembly.